Messenger RNA from Papaver somniferum (opium poppy), 357 nucleotides. RefSeq lists its product as uncharacterized. Bases 1 to 357 code for a protein of 118 amino acids. Lineage: Eukaryota; Viridiplantae; Streptophyta; Magnoliopsida; Ranunculales; Papaveraceae. The record is from RefSeq and is a predicted model, not a curated record. The transcript has a single exon.
AUGGAAACUCCAAUGAAAACCACUGGAAAGCUUCAGUCUAAUCCCAGUGAAAAUCCUGCAGACCAGAAGCUAUAUCGAUCUAUGAUAGGAAGUCUGUUGUACUUAACCGCAACAAGACCUGAUAUUGCUUUCAGUGUAGGUUAUUGUGCUAUAUUUCAAGCAAAUCCUAAAGAAUCACAUCUAAAAGUUGUAAAAAGGAUCAUAAGAUAUGUUAAUGGUACCAUAGAUUAUGGUCUAUCGUACUCAAUGGAUACGAAUAACAGACUGGUUUCCUAUUCAGACGUUGAUAGGGCAGGAUGUGUUGAAGAUCAGAAAAGUACAUCUGUGGUUGUUUCUAUGUGGGUCAAAAUCUUGUAG